Nannospalax galili (Upper Galilee mountains blind mole rat) is the source of this 3961-nucleotide messenger RNA. RefSeq names its product hepatocyte nuclear factor 4 alpha (gene Hnf4a). Bases 133 to 1557 code for a protein of 474 amino acids. The record is from RefSeq and is a predicted model, not a curated record. Gene Ontology annotation, biological process: cell differentiation; anatomical structure development; positive regulation of transcription by RNA polymerase II. The transcript has 10 exons. Lineage: Eukaryota; Metazoa; Chordata; Mammalia; Rodentia; Spalacidae. Gene Ontology annotation, molecular function: nuclear receptor activity; zinc ion binding; RNA polymerase II cis-regulatory region sequence-specific DNA binding.
CCCAGAGGACAGUUUGAAACAGAGGAAGGCAGAGCAGGCACCUGGGAGGAGGUGGAGAAGGCGGGGUUGGGGGGCUGGGGCUCAGGGUGGCAUCCUGGGCAGGGCAGGGGGCCUAGGAGUGGGCAGGGGAGAAUGCGACUCUCCAAAACCCUUGUCGACAUGGAUAUGGCUGACUACAGUGCUGCUCUGGACCCAGCCUACACCACCCUGGAGUUUGAAAAUGUGCAGGUGUUGACCAUGGGCAAUGACACAUCCCCGUCUGAAGGUGCCAACCUCAAUGCUCCCAACAGCCUGGGUGUCAGUGCCCUGUGCGCCAUCUGUGGGGACCGGGCCACAGGCAAACACUAUGGAGCCUCAAGCUGUGAUGGCUGCAAGGGUUUCUUCCGGAGGAGCGUGAGGAAGAACCACAUGUACUCCUGCAGGUUUAGCCGGCAGUGCGUGGUGGACAAAGAUAAGAGGAACCAGUGCCGCUACUGCAGGCUCAAGAAGUGCUUCCGGGCUGGCAUGAAGAAGGAAGCUGUCCAAAACGAGCGGGACCGGAUCAGCACGCGGAGGUCAAGCUACGAGGAUAGCAGCCUGCCUUCCAUCAAUGCGCUCUUGCAGGCUGAGGUCCUGUCCCAGCAGAUCACCUCCCCUGUCUCUGGAAUGAACGGCGACAUUCGGGCAAAGAAGAUUGCCAACAUUGCAGACGUGUGCGAAUCCAUGAAGGAGCAGCUGCUGGUUCUGGUCGAGUGGGCCAAGUACAUCCCGGCUUUCUGUGAGCUCCCCUUGGACGACCAGGUGGCCCUGCUCAGAGCCCAUGCUGGUGAGCACCUGCUGCUGGGAGCCACCAAGAGAUCCAUGGUGUUCAAAGACGUGUUGCUCCUAGGCAAUGACUACAUCAUCCCUCGGCACUGCCCAGAGCUGGCAGAGAUGAGCCGGGUGUCCGUUCGCAUCCUUGAUGAGCUGGUCCUGCCCUUCCAGGAGCUGCAGAUUGAUGACAAUGAGUAUGCCUGCCUCAAAGCCAUCAUCUUCUUCGACCCAGAUGCCAAAGGGCUGAGCGACCCAGGCAAGAUCAAGCGGCUGCGGUCACAGGUGCAGGUGAGCCUGGAAGACUACAUCAAUGACCGGCAGUAUGAUUCUCGUGGCCGCUUUGGUGAGCUGCUGCUGCUGCUGCCCACGCUGCAGAGCAUCACCUGGCAGAUGAUCGAGCAGAUCCAGUUCAUCAAGCUCUUCGGCAUGGCCAAGAUUGACAAUCUGCUGCAGGAGAUGCUGCUGGGAGGGUCUGCCACUGAUGCACCCCAUGCCCACCACCCCCUGCACCCUCACCUGAUGCAGGAACACAUGGGCACCAACGUCAUAGCUACCAACACGAUGCCCUCUCACCUCAGCAACGGAGAGAUGUGUGAGUGGCCCCGACCCAGGGGGCAGGCAGCCGCCCCUGAGACUCCACAGCCCUCACCACCAGGCGGCUCGGGAUCCGAGCCCUACAAACUCCUGCCAGGAGCCAUCACCACCAUUGUCAAACCUCCCUCCGUCAUCUCCCAAUCAACCAUCACCAAGCAAGAAGUCAUCUAGCAAGCCGCUGGGGGUCGGGGAUUCUGCUGGCUCACCCCAGCCCCCUCAGAGAGCGCCUGGGUACAUCUCGGUCACAGCAAGGAAGGUGUGACAGCAGGGCCAGUCCCAGAGCAGCCAUGAAAAGGGUGCAGGGCCCAAGGACAUGGGCUGAGGGUCACAUCCAUUGCCACCUUUGACCCUGUGCCUGGAGAGCAGGGCUUUGCCUUGGGGAGACCCCAGCUGGGAAGUCUUCCACUGCCUGGACCACUUUUCUCAUGCUGGAGCCACUACCUUCAUCUUCAUGUCUUCUCUCAACUUCCUUAUCCUCAAAGGACAACCAUCUACAGAUGAUACAGGACAUUGUUUAAACAUAGCUCCCUUCUCCCCUAGCUGGGGCUUCUUUCUUGGUGCCAGUCAUGGGGGUCCAGACACAAAGCUUCUGAGGCUGCCGUCAGCUUGCAGUGUGGUAUUCCUCUCUCUGCUGUGCUCACCUCAGCUGAUCCUCUGCCCCAUCCUCUAUGUUACCUUCCUCAGUCAAUCUGACUUCUCCAAAGUCAUCUCUCUGGAGGCUGAGGAAGACAUGGCAGCCAUUUCCCCAUCUAUCCUGAGCACCUUCUGUAAGCACUGAUCUGGGCUUAGCAGAGGGUAGGAGGCCUCAUCCCACAUCACACCCCAUCCUUUCCUCCUGCACUGGGUUUUAACUUUGGAGUGAUGAGCCCUAUGGCUUUCACUCACAGAGAAUCAUCCAGGAGUGGCAAUUUCAACAGAGCACUGAGGGGGGCGGGGAAUCAUCAGAGAAAACAUCUAGAAAGAGGAAGGCUCAGCGUCUAGCUUUCGAAGAAGGCCUAGGCUUCAGGCUGACAGAGCAGGAAGACAGACCAGUCUGAGGGACAGUAGCCUGGGCAAAAGCUCAGCAAUAAGAAUGGCGUGGGAGAGAUGUGAUGAUAAGACCAGUCUCCAUGGAGGGGUGGGGGGAACAUGCUGGGGAAUAUGGAACCUUGAAUGCUAAACUGAGGUCAGGAGUGGCUGUAGUAUGAGGCUGUCAGAAGAUGGAUACGGCAUCCUGCAGAGGUAGGACAGCUGAGAGGGAGCAAUGAGGCCAUACUGGGUGAUGAUGUAAUGCUGGGGUCUGGGAAUGAGAGGAAGGGAUGGGAGGAUCCUAGGUCAGAGUUCCCCAUAGGGCCUGUCUCAGCUCUUCCUAUUCCCGGGUGCUGUCAUAAGGCACUCAACAUCUGUCAUCUCGUUGAAUCUUUCCUGUUGCCUAGACAUUGCUACAGAAGAUGAAAUGGAGUUCUACGAGGUUAAGGGACCUUUCAUCUUAAAUUCAUACAGCUAGUCAGUGGCCAAGUCAGGUAUGAGCCCAGUCUUUCUGGAUUAGAGUAGGAGAUUCUAACCACCACCUUGGAAACUCUUGUCUUUCCUGCGAUGGAAUUCAAAGACUUCCUGAUCCUUCACCAGCCUCAGACCCAGAGGCUCGCUCUUUCCAGAACCAAUUGACUGGAGGUUGUUCCAAAGCCCUCUAGAGGUCAAGAAUCCUGCUUGCUGAUAAACAGUAAAGUGUAUUCACAACUCCUGACCCCUUUCCCUCUUUGCUCCUCAAGUCUAGGUGGGGUGCAACAGGGAUGUGGUUCCUGGGAGAAAGACUAGUCUAGCCUGGCAGUCUAGGGUUGAGACAGUUUGGGUGAGGGGCAGGAAAGGGAUAAGAAGGCCUGGGUUUCAGGCUUGCUCUAGGGAGCGACAUUCAAGGUCCAUCCUGGAAAUACUAAUCCUGAGGAGCCAAUGCUUUAUCCUGCUGACUCUCCAUAGCUUUAGGGAGACUCAGGAAAAUGCCACUGACCAGUGGGGCUGGUGGUAUGAUUAGCGAGAAGAGAGAACUUCUAGACCGAAUACCUAUAUGUUCCAUCAAAGCCGACCAUUCUGAGUGGAUGGGGCCAGUACCUCAGCAUCCAUAGAUUCCACCCUUAGUGAUAGAUCUUUGCAAAAGAGAUGUGGAAUAUUGGGGGCAUCUACUUAAGAGGUGCCCCUGCAUCCCAGGGCUGUAAGGAUUGGUCUACUCUCCCCACCCCACCCCUAUUCACCACACUAAGUCCUGGGUCCCAGAAGAGACUUUUCCAUACUUAGAACUCUCAAGCUUUCUUUUAGCCACCCUCACUCCAGUACCCUCAGAGGUCCCAGCCAGAUGGUUCAGACUGCUCUGCAUGAGGCAGGAAAGCUGGAGUGGCAUUCCCACUCUUUGUCCCUCCAUCCCCAGUGAUGUUCAUGGAAAGAGUGGGCAACAGUGGCCAUAAAUGAUAGCAGUCUUCUGGGGCAGGGUCAGUCCUCGUCCCUAACUGUCCUUCAGGAGAAAUCCAUUCCACUUUAAUAACUUUAUUGCAAUGUAGGAAACACGAAAUAAAGACAAGUUUACUCUUCUGAGUCUGACUAA